AUGUUAGUUCAGACACAGCCCAAAAAAAAAGGCGAGCUUACAAGAACUCAAGGAAGCAAAAAGAAUCGUGUUGAAAUCAGUGACAUGGAUCCUGAAGUUUUUAAGGAAAUGAUAUACUUUAUGUACACUGGAAAGGCACCAAACCUAGGGAUCAUGGCAACUGAACUGCUGGAGGCUGCAAGCAGGUUUGGUCUGGAGCGCCUGAAGCUCAUGUGUGAGAACCACCUGUGCAGCAACCUCUCUGUGGAGAAUGCCAUGGAAAUCCUCAUCUUGGCUGACCUCCACAGUGCACAUCAGUUGAAAACCCGGACACUGGAUUUCAUCAAUUUUCAUGUUUCUGACAUCCUGGAGACCUCUGAGUGGAAGGCCAUGGUGGUGUCCCACCCUCACUUGGUGGCCGAAGCCUAUCACUCUCUGGUUUCCAUGCAGUGUGCAUUCCUGGUACCCCCAUGCAAGCGUGUGAGACUGUCCUAA
Messenger RNA from Cavia porcellus (domestic guinea pig), 474 nucleotides. Its product is annotated as speckle-type POZ protein-like. NCBI's taxonomy places the organism in Eukaryota, Metazoa, Chordata, Mammalia, Rodentia, Caviidae. Gene Ontology annotation, molecular function: ubiquitin protein ligase binding. Gene Ontology annotation, cellular component: cytoplasm; nucleus. The coding region runs from base 1 to 474 and encodes 157 amino acids. The transcript is spliced from 2 exons. The record is from RefSeq and is a predicted model, not a curated record. Gene Ontology annotation, biological process: regulation of proteolysis; proteasome-mediated ubiquitin-dependent protein catabolic process.